Messenger RNA from Knipowitschia caucasica, 2103 nucleotides. NCBI's taxonomy places the organism in Eukaryota, Metazoa, Chordata, Actinopteri, Gobiiformes, Gobiidae. The record is from the annotation of a GenBank genome assembly.
AUGAGUCUGCUUCCUCGCACCGCGGGUGAGUUCAGUUCUGCUGAAUACUGGGAACGGUUUUUCAAGAAGCGAGGGGAAAAGGCGUUUGAGUGGUAUGGAGACUACAAUAAACUAUGCGGGCUUCUGCACAAAUACAUCAAAGUGAAAGGAAAGGUGCUGGUGGUUGGAUGUGGUAACUCUGAACUCAGUGAACAGAUGUACGAUGUUGGCUACAAACAUCUUAUAAACAUUGACAUCAGUGAGACCGUUAUAAACCACAUGAAUCAAAGAAAUGUUGAGCGAAGGCCUGAUCUUAGCUUCAGGCAGAUGGAUGCAACCAAAACACCUUUUGAGGAUAGCAGUUUUCAGGCCGUUUUGGACAAAGGUACCCUGGACGCAAUGGCAUCUGAGGAAGAAGGAGCACUGGCUUCAAAUAUGCUCACAGAGAUGAGUAGAGUUCUGAGUGUUGGUGGGAGGUAUGUCUGCAUCACACUGGCCCAGGAGAGCGUCAUAAAGUUAGCUGUAGAACACUUUGUCUCUCUUGGCUGGGCAGCGCGGCUCCACUGUCUACAAAAUGACCCUGAGAGCGAGGAGGACUCUUUCGCUUUGCCUGUGUUCGUCAUGGUCUGCACCAAGUUUCGCCAGCCAAUGCCUAGUCCCAUUCUGGAGAUCUGUCUUGGAGAGGAUGGCCCUCCAACUCGCUUCACUCAAAUUUCAGAGCUGUUGUCAACCGUGAGAGAACAUCAGGCUUAUUCUGUGCUGAGAAAGAGGCUUCGGACAUGCACAGAUGUCAGCUCAAAUGUCGCACUCACACUAUGCCACACAAAGACAGGCCUCCCCAGAUAUACUCUAACCAUUCAGGACUCUGCUCCUGGUGCCAAAGUACCCAAAGCCAACCACUUUGCCAUCUUUAUUGUACCACAAGGAAGUGAGACAGCUUGGUUAUAUAGUUCUGCUGAAGGCCAAGAACAGUUAGCAGCGAGUGCUAACUUCAGACGAUUGGUAAUUGUUGGGAUGCACCGGAAUCAAGAGUACACCAGUAUGGAAGCUGUCCAGACUGAGCUUUCACCUAUGGUAAUGGACUUGGCUCCUCCUGCAAUGCCCCCUAACCACCAGGUGCCGUUUUUGUCUGCAACUGGUGACUUAGGUUGGCGUGAGGUGGUCAGCACAGGGACUAGUGAGCUGAGUGGUGACUUUUGUGUGGAAAAUGUCAGAGGAGAAGAUUGUGAACUAUACCGAAGACUAGUGUUUUUAUCCAACACUGCCCUCAUUCAAUCUGAGAGCAAACUUGUUUCUCCGAAUGCAGCUGGGCACAAGAAAAAAGGCAAAAAGAAAGUCAAGCCAACAACUCCCUCAUCAGUGCCCUCCUCUUCAUUGUCAGUGGACCCAGGCUUUCUCUGCUGUGAACAUCACAGACUGAUGGUCGCUGGUCUGUCCAUGCUUGGGAUCAAUUCAUGUCAGAAAAAUGUGUCAGUGCUUCUGGUGGGACUGGGAGGAGGGAGCUUGCCCCAGUUUCUCCGAGACUUUGUUCCCGGUGUUACAGUCGAAGUCGUUGAACUGGAUCCUUGUGUGUUGGAAGUAGCAAAGGAGUGGUUUGGCUUCAGACCAGACGAGCGCCUCACUGUAACUCUUGGGGAUGGCCUUGAACGAAUCAUAUGCUAUGAAAAAGAAGGGCGCUUGUUUGAUGCUAUAAUGUUUGAUGUUGAUAACAAGGAUAAUACAGUGGGCAUGAGCUGUCCACCUGCAUCAUUUGUUGAGGUCUCCAUUCUUCAGAAAGUUUGCAGCCUGCUAACUCCAACCGGGGUUUUCAUUCUGAACCUUGUAUGCCGUGACUCCCUCUUGACAAAAUGUCUUUUGGAGCGAUUGAAGACAAUUUUCCACACCAUUAUCUCGGGCGAUGUUGAAGGAGAAGUCAAUCAAUGGAGGUUUAGCAGUCCAGGUGGCUUUGUUGUGAUGGGGAACCGGGGGAUGGAGGAGCUCAUCCCGCUGCUCAACCGACUCCAGUCCGCCCUGAGCUCCGUGGACAGCGGGCAAGACUACAGCCUCCACCUGCCGCAGAUAGCAGUGGUAGGAGCUCAGAGUUCGGGCAAGAGCUCUGUCCUGGAGAACUUCGUGGGCAGGUAA